AUGUAUGAGGAGUUCGAGUUGCUCCUCCAGCGCUGCAAUGGUCGAGGCAUCGCACCUUCACUUCAAGGGGAUAAUGUUAACAUUAGUGUUGACCGGCGUAUUGCCCGUAUCGCGGUGCCUCCUUGCACUACCAUGCCAGGUGGCCAAAUCGUUGCUUGGGAGUGGAUCGGGAGGCAGUUCUCGCCAGUCAAGAGAGUCAGUACCAUUUAA
This is a messenger RNA of Penicillium robsamsonii, 210 nucleotides long. RefSeq lists its product as uncharacterized. The transcript has 2 exons. The coding region runs from base 1 to 210 and encodes 69 amino acids. The record is from RefSeq and is a predicted model, not a curated record. Lineage: Eukaryota; Fungi; Ascomycota; Eurotiomycetes; Eurotiales; Aspergillaceae.